Saccostrea cuccullata (small rock oyster) is the source of this 3106-nucleotide messenger RNA. Its product is annotated as myb-like protein X. The coding region runs from base 510 to 2006 and encodes 498 amino acids. The transcript has 8 exons. Lineage: Eukaryota; Metazoa; Mollusca; Bivalvia; Ostreida; Ostreidae. The record is from RefSeq and is a predicted model, not a curated record.
AUCAUUCUGUGUUUCAAUAUCAACUGAACCAAUACCCAUACCUUACGCAUAUCUCUUAGUAUUUGAACUUGGUUUGUUGGGUGUUUUAAAUGGCACUUUAUGCCAGUAAAACACUGUCUGUGAGAGAAUGAGAGCCGGGGGCUUUAAAUCGGUCGAUGUUUAAACUUGUACAUUUGGUCAUGGGUGUACCCCCGAGAAUAUUACACUCUGUGGCUCAGUAUUUGGACUAAAUUUGAUUAUUUCCGUGAAUAUUUCAUGUUUCCUUCGCGCCUCUCUCUGGACGUAACCCUUUCUUAGAGUAAAUGACGUAACUGUGUUGUGUGAUUUGAUAUGGCGGGACUUUUGCAAUACUACAGUUUUUAAUCAAUGAAUUAUUAAUUUAUGACAAGGCAGCCAACGUGUUUUAUGACUUUUCAAAUCUUUCAGUAAAUUGUAAGAGGAAUUGGAUUUUUUGCUGUAAAGGUUGUGCGGAUUCUUUGACCUAAGAGACAGACUUAUAAUAGUAAACCAUGGACACGAAUGGACUGAUUGCCGUAGUGGGAGGGUCUUUGGCAGGGCUAGUUGUGAUUUUGAUAGUCUUGGCUGUUAUCAUCUACUGUGCUUGUGGUAAAAGAAGAGAACACGAGGAAAAACAUCGUCGACUACCGAACAGCAUUAGUCAGGACACAAGCCUAAGCAGGAACAGUAAAUAUGGCAACGGAAUGGACCCGCGGAUGGAGCCUCCCCCUGACCCCAGACUACCGAAGGUGGGGAGUAAUGGUCUGUGGAUGGGGGCACCCUCCAUGUACACCCCAGGGAAGCCCCAGAUGUAUUAUAACGACAACCAGAGAAGGCAUCAACCGUCUGUUCAGCGAGCCAUAUCGGAGGACAGACUGUCACCACGUUACAAUCGACAGCUGUACAGACACAACUAUAAAGACCGAGAGAUCCGAAGUGGCUCGCUACAACGAUACCCGUAUUAUGACAGCUACAAUUUUUAUCAUCCCUAUAUGGUAUAUCAGGGAAAUCCACAGAUUUAUCACAGUCAACAAGUGACCUCGUCCUAUGAACCGUACGGCCGUCUUCCUCGCAGUAACAGCUAUAUGGAGCUGUAUCCGCCAUCACCCUAUGCUGGCUAUCCAUCCAGUGGAUACGGUGGUGUUCGAGAUUCUCGGGCAGUUCUGGUGGAAUAUCCGGACGAUUCUGAUCACAUCUACGAUCCCUACCGGGAUAUGUUUGAUGAUCGGAAACGUGGGAAGAAGGUACAAAGAACACACAGCGAUUUGACAGGAACCAAACGUAAAAAACGUGAACGGAAGUACGAUUCUCCUUACGAUCUUGAGCAUCGUCCCUCCAACAAGGAAAAAAGGGAAGAGAGUGACCGAAGGAAGAAAGGGUCUCUGGAAGGUCGUGUGCCUCGAACAGCUUCCGUAGAGAUUCACGAAAGGCAGUCACGUGAUCAUAAACAACGUGAGAUGAAAGAGAACAUGAAUGGUGUCAGAGACGAUAAGGAGACAAAACCGGAAGUGAACGAACAAGAACUCUCUCAGACAGACAGUGCUAAACUGAGAGCAAUGCAAGAGAAAUCAAAAGACACCGUAGACAGUCAACCCAUAACAACUCAGUGGAAUAAUAACAAGGAGGAAUUAAAGCUAAACUUGCCGAAGGAUAGUGAUGACGAAGACGUUGAAGUGAAACGUUAUGAAUACAGUGGACAUAUACAGAGGGACAGGGAGAAUUCUAGAGAGAGACAAGGGAACAUGAGGAAUAAACUAAAUGAAAGCACAUUUGUCAGUGUGAAAGUAACUCCAGAUAUGUAUGAGAAGACUGGUCACGACAACCCGGUGUUCAGUGAUGAAGGUCCCCUGUCUUCUCGGACUCCCACUAGGGGUAGGAAAGAAAGAUCGGACAGCAAUACUGACGGUAAACAAGUGUCGGCUGCCUUUGAUUUUUUGAAUAAUUACCUGUCGGACGAUGAGGGGACAGACUACCUAGGAAGUCGAUCUCACUCCCCCGUACCUCUGUAGCACAGCAAAGUCAUCAUGAUGCAAUUCUCAUAUGUGAGUGAACGUUUUUUGGCCAUGUGAAGGAUGACCAUCUGCAAAUUGCAGAUUAUAGAAUGUGCAAGGAAAGCUGAAGAAUUGUGCAAAUUUAGAAACAAUGAACAUGAAUUUCUACAAAGAGAAACGCAAUGAAUUUGUUUAUAUUUUAUGAUAUACAAAUCCUGUGCCAAACAAGAUUGCAAGUUUCUUGUCUUUUUAUGAUAUUUUUCUUGACACAAAAACCAAUCAUAAACAAAUUCAUAUCAUGCAGAAUAUAAUGGAGUUUGAUAUUCUCUUAGCAGCUAAUAAUGAGUGCAAAAUUAAAACUUAUUUCAGUUAUACUGGAAUUGAGCUUAGCCUGUUAAAUCUUAUGCUUGUUGUUGAUAUGUAUGGUUGAUUCUUCCUUAUAGAAUACUCAAAGAACAAAAAUCAAAAUUGAACGUAUAUAUAUACUAGUUUUUCUUCUCAGCACGUCCGGUCGUUUUGAGAAGGAUGGUUUCUUGUGUUGAAAGGGUGAUUUAUCGUAUUUUUAAUGUGUGAUGUGUGUUUGUUUGUAUGAUCUUUUUGUAUGCAAUUUUUGAAUUUUUGCUUUGUUUUAUUGUACUCCAAAUUGAUAAUGGUGAACAUUUCUUAAUAUACUCCAAAUGGAUAAUGGUAAACAUUUCAUUCUAUUUUUACGUAUGAUUUUAGUGCAAAUCAUCUUUUUUCAUUAUAAUAUACAUAUUAUUUUUUAUUCUUUCAAAAAUUGUUAAUGCAAGAUUCAGUGAGCGUAUGCAUCUGAUAAGGUUAAGUCAGCAUCUUAAUCAGCAGUUUAUGUCAUAAUUAUGAUUACGUAAUCCAGAUGAGAACUAAUGAACAAGAUACUAACAAAAAAAAGUGUAGAGUGCAUCUCUCCAAUUUUUGUUCAUGGAAUCAACUGAAACUGUUUAACUGUUGAUCUUAAAUAUAAACUUUAAAAAUUGCCACAAUAAUUUCGUGUACUUGUAUUUUCAUAUUCGAUUUGUAUCAAUUUUUAUAUAUCCAACAAAAAGAAUGUAGUAUGCCAUAUUUGUAUUUAUUUUGUAAUAAAGAGAUCUAAAUGGAAA